AUGAGAACCUUCGUCCUUCUUGCCGCCGUUACCCUUGCCGUCCUCGUUUCCUUUACCCAGGCCAACGACAUCGAAUGUGCCAUGUGCAAGAUGUCCGUCAAGAUUGUUGACCCAAUGCUCGGAGAAGAUACUGAGGAUAUCAAGAAGGCCGUCGACGCUGAGUGCAAGAAGGAAUUCCACAGCAUUCCAUUCGGAACCCAAGAAUGCAAGAAGUUCAUCGACACCAAAUUGGACCCAAUCAUCCACGAGCUCGAGAACGGAACAGCACCAAAGGAUGUGUGCACCAAGCUCGGCAUGUGCUAA
Caenorhabditis remanei is the source of this 303-nucleotide messenger RNA. RefSeq lists its product as uncharacterized. The coding region runs from base 1 to 303 and encodes 100 amino acids. NCBI's taxonomy places the organism in Eukaryota, Metazoa, Nematoda, Chromadorea, Rhabditida, Rhabditidae. The transcript is spliced from 2 exons. The record is from RefSeq and is a predicted model, not a curated record.